GCUCAAGGUAAGAGGUACCGCCACACAUCAAGGAUACAAGCAGGCCGCCGGCCGCAGGUCCAGACAACCUUUUACACAGCAUCAUCAACUUGGCUACCUCAUCCUCAUCCUCAUCCUCAUUCAGCUCGAACAUAUCAAGAAUUAAAUAGCUUCAUCCCUAUACGUCUAACCUAUACAUACUUGAGGGCAUUCCCAAUAAUAUUAAUUAAAUCUUAUUUUCUUCCUACUACCCUGUCCCUAACCAGAUACCUAGGUUACGUGCCUACCUAUGUUUCCGCUAUUUACUUCCAAAGCUUCCGUUAUGUCAUCUAACCAACCCCCCAUCAAUGCCGUAUACUAUCCCAGCUGGCGAGUCUAUAAGGGCUUUCCCCCUUCGUCCCUCCAGCUCGACUGCGUUAACCAAAUAUACUAUGCCUUCGUCCGGCUAAACGAAGAUGGAACCCUCAAACUAUUAGACGAGUUUGCAGACUUAACCAAAGACGUCGACGGGGAGAAGGGCUGUCUCCGUGCGCUGGCCAAACUAAAGCAGCAAAAGCCUGAUCUCAAAACUCUAGUAUCAAUUGGUGGUGGCAGCGGCAGCGCCGAGUUUCCCGCCAUGGCCGCGCACUCUGCCCAUCGGAGUACGUUCGCGAGGUCCUGCAAGGAAUUCGUAGAGCAGUACCAAUUCGACGGCGUAGAUAUCGACUGGGAGCACCCGACAACACCAGAAGCAGGUAAAAAUUACAUUGCCGUACUCCGCGCCCUAAGAGAGGUGCUGCCCUCGCCCCGAUAUCUCCUUACUACCGCCCUGCCCACUGGUGAGUACUGCUUGAAGAACAUCGAUAUGCACACAGCGGGAAAACUCCUCGAUAGUCUAAACCUAAUGGGCUACGACUUCAAUGGCCCAUGGACCGAUGUAUCAGGCCACCACGCCCAGCUCUUACCCCAGCCAGGCUUACAAGAGCAUGUAUACCCGGCUCUGAGAAAUUCUUGCCACCGCGGUGUUGAGUACCUGGCAUCACGGGGCUUCCCAGUUCACAAAAUUGUGCUAGGUGUGCCCGUAUACGCAAGGUCUUUUGCUGGGGCCCGUGGGGUUGGUCAGCCCUUCAAGUCAGCUGCAGAGGUCGACUACAAUGAUCUACCGCGGGAGUGGAUCAGGCAUGCAACUGUUGAUCAUCAUGUAGUGGCUGCGAGCUACGUUGACCAUGCAGGUAAGGGAUUCGUCAGCUUUGACGUCCCAGAGACGGUAAGACGGAAAGCUGAGUAUGUAAGGAGAAAGGGGCUGGCUGGGUUAUUCUACUGGACUGGUGUUGGCGAUGUUAAGGGCCCUGAGAGCCUAGUUCGGGCUGGACAUGAAGAGCUUAGCAGGGGGUAAACAUUGAGGCCUAUGUGGCCAUGAUGAAGGUAUGUCCGUGUCCAAAUAGCUCUUCCUAGUAUAUCCACGUCAAGGUGUAGUUUAUUUUUAGCAAGUAGAGACAAUCGGAAAUCACAAACAUUCAACAUAG
This is a messenger RNA of Daldinia decipiens, 1484 nucleotides long. RefSeq names its product glycoside hydrolase family 18 protein. The transcript has a single exon. Bases 269 to 1354 code for a protein of 361 amino acids. Gene Ontology annotation, cellular component: extracellular region. Gene Ontology annotation, molecular function: chitin binding; chitinase activity. NCBI's taxonomy places the organism in Eukaryota, Fungi, Ascomycota, Sordariomycetes, Xylariales, Hypoxylaceae. The record is from RefSeq and is a predicted model, not a curated record. Gene Ontology annotation, biological process: carbohydrate metabolic process; chitin catabolic process.